Molecule: messenger RNA, 6874 nt
Organism: Mauremys mutica (yellowpond turtle)
Lineage: Eukaryota; Metazoa; Chordata; Testudines; Geoemydidae
Gene: IGFN1
Product: immunoglobulin like and fibronectin type III domain containing 1
Exons: 23
Coding region: 7-5562 (1851 amino acids)
Molecular function (GO): protein binding
Source: RefSeq, a predicted model, not a curated record
UUCAGAAUGGAAAGCAGUAGGGCAGUGAAACCUCCUAAGAAAUCUGCCAUCCCAGGGGUGACCAUCAAGCAGUUUGUUGAAGUUAUUCCAAAAGGAUGUAGCACGCCUGACUUUGAGCGAAAACCCAUCACCCUAACAUUACAGGAAGGUAAAAAUGCCAUAUUCAGGGCUGUGGUUAAGGGUGAACCCCCACCCAAGGUGAUAUGGAAGCGGAGCAAAAAAGAAAUGAACAAUCCUGACAAAUACCAAAUGUCCUUCAAUGGCAUUACAAAUGAGUUCAUCCUGCAGAUAAACAAACUCACUGCAGAAGAUACUGAUUUGUACCAUUGCUCUGCUGUGAAUGAGUAUGGGGAAGCUGCGUGCACUGCUGGCCUCAAGGUCAUUCAAGUUAGUUUCAAGAAAACAACAAAACCAUUCCCCACUGAGUCUCAGGAGGACCUGAAGAAAGAGUUGCAGGACUACAGGAAAAUGUUAAGGAAGCGAACUCCACUACCUGCACAGAAGAAGGAAGUUGACAUGGAACAGGUCUGGCAGUUGCUGCUGAAUGCUGAUAGGAAGGAUUAUGAGAAAAUCUGUUUAAAGCAUGGGAUUGUUGACUUCCGUGGGAUGCUGAGGAAGCUUCAGCAGAUGAAGAAGGACAGAGAGGACAAGCAACAACAGUAUAUCUACAGUGUCACAAACCUCAAACACAUCAAGGUCAAUAAGGAGGGGAAUGCUACAUUCCAUCUAGAGAUGGACCUGAAAAAUCCUGAGAGCAGAAUUUACCUGUACAAGGAUGGCCAGCUGAUCAAUUAUGGAUUCAAUGAUGACAAAGUAAAGCACUGUCUGAGGCAGGCAGGGAAAAAGUACAACUUCAUCAUCAACCACCUGCAGCUGGAAGAUGCCGGCGUGUACCAGAUCAAAGUGGAGGAUGUGGAUGUCUUCUCAACUGAGUUAGAAGCUGACUUCAUUCCUGUGGGAUUCCGACACUUGCUUAGUGAAGUGCACUGCCAUGAGCAAGGAAAUGCCAUCUUUGAAUGCAGCCUAUACAGCCCCUGCUAUGAUGCCGUGUGGCUAUAUAGAAAACAUCCCAUUGAGGAGAAUGACAAGUACAAAAUCUCCAUCUCUCCUGAUGGCCUGACCCACCAGCUGGUGAUUAAAAACACACAGCUCACUGACAAAGGGACUUACACCCUCGAUAUCAGAAUCUGCUCCUCUAGUGCAUGGCUUGAGGUGGAACCUGCCAGAGGAAAGAGCAGACAAACUGAAGGAGACGGAACAGAUAAAAAUGGAUGGCAGACAGAUAAGUCCAUGUUGCCAGAUGAAGAAGGUGCCAAGGAACUUCUACAGGGAGAAGGCCUUGGGAAUCAAAAUCACCUUAAAAGCACCAGAACGGGCAAAGAUGGACAGUAUGGAAGUAACCAAGACGGUAGUGGAGAACUUUAUGGCUCCUCAGUGGAUGUUGAUUGGCGACAUGGCUCUUUGGGACAAGAUGGGCUAACUGGAAGGGUGGGGAAGGAUGGAAGGAUGGGGAAAAGCCAGUUUUCUGAAGCAGGGACAGAUGGAGUUUCAGUGGCAAAUGGGAAUAAAUUUGGUUUGGCUAGUAAUGAAGGUGGACGUGUGGGAAAGAUUCAUGGCCAGGACUUGAAGUUAGGUGGAGCUGGUAUGGGUGGUGCAAUAGAAGAAUGGGACCUGCGUUCUUUUUAUGGUGAGGAUUCUAUGCUGGGUGGAGCUGGUUCUGGUGGUCGAUUAGGGGGAGCAGGAGGGUUGGGUUCUUUAGGUGGUAGAGAUUCCAUGCUUGGUGGUGCUGGUGCUAGGUUAGGAAGCUCAGGAGAGUUGGGAUCUCUCCAUAGCAUGGAAGGUGGUGCUGACACUGGUGGUGCUGGAUUAGGAGGAGCAGGGGGUAUAGGAUUCCUCUAUGGCAAGGAUGGUACGCUAGGGGGAGCUGGUGGUUCUGGCACUGGCCUUGGUGGUACAGGGGAUGCAGGCUCCCUCUAUGGCAAGGAUGUUAUGCUAUGUGGAGCCAGUGUUGGUAUUGGACUAGAUGGUGCUGGAAACAUGGGUGCUCUUGGUGACAGAGAUGCUAUACUAGGGGGAGCUGGUGGUUCUGGUGCUGGACUAGGUAGUGCAAGGGGCAUGGGUUCUCUCUAUGGUAAGGAUGGCAUGCCAGGGGGAGCUGGUGGUUCUGGUGCUGGACUAGGUAGUGCAAGGGGCAUGGGUUCUCUCUAUGGUAAGGAUGGCAUGCUAGGGGGAGCUGGUGAUUCUGGUGCUGGACUAGGUGGUUCAGGGGGCAUGGGUUCUCUCUAUGGUAAGGAUGGUAUGCUAGGGGGAGCUAGUGCUGGUCUCGCUGGUCUAGGUGGUGCAGAAGGUGCAGGCUUUCUUGAUGGCAAGGAUGUUAUGCUAUGUGGAGCUGGUGUUGGUAUUGGACUAGAUGGUGCUGGAGGCAUGGGUACACCUGGUGGCAGAUCUGCUAUCCUAGGUGCAUUUGAUGUUGGUGGUGCUGGCUCAGGUGGUGCAGGGAGCAUGGGCUCCCUCUGUGGUAAGGAUGGUAUGAAAGGUGGAACCAGUGCUGGAUCAACAGGUGCAGGAGGCAUAAGGUCUUUGUAUGAUAAGGAUGAUAUGCUUGCUGGGGCUGGUGCUCGUGAUGCUGAUCUAGGUGAUGCAUGUGGUGUGAAGUCUCUCUAUGGUAAGGACAGUAUGAGAGGUGCAGUUGGGGCUGUGGCUGGUGGAGAUGAGGCUGAGAUUGGUGGUUCUAGUGCUGGUUUUGGUGGUGCAGGAGGAUUUAGGUCUCCCUAUGGUAAGGAUUGUAUGCUAGGUGGAGAUGGGGCUGGUACUGGUGUUGGUGGUGAUGAUUUAGGUAGUCCAGGGGCAAUGGGGUCUCUCUAUGGUAUUGAUGGUACGGUAGGUGGAGCAGGUGCUGCUGGGGCUGAUAGUGGUUUUGGUAGUGCAGGGGGCAUGGUGUCUCUCUAUGGUGAGAAUGGAAUGAUAGGUGGAGCUGGCUCCAGGGCUGUUGGUUCUGGUGCUGGUGUAAGUAGCCCAGGGAGGAUGGGAACUCUUUCUGGAAAGGAUGCUAUACCUGGUGGAGCUGAUGCUGGAUUAGGAGGAGCAGGGGGUCUGACAGGUUCUCUCUAUGGCAAGAAUGGUAUGCACAGUGCUGGUCUAGGUGAUUCAAGGGGUGAGGGCUAUCUCUGUGAAUCACAUUUCCAUUUCGACAAAGGUUUGUCUGAUGACAGUGCCCAGAAAGGGAAACCCGCUGUGCUGUCUUGCAGCCUCAAUAACGAUCAGGUGGAGGGAAUCUCAUUUAAAUUCAAGCAGCUAACAGGCCUGGAUGAAGUCUCUUCUGAAAAAUAUGGCCUGGUCCACAAACUGAUAGACACAGUAGAAGAUAGUCAUGCUGGAAAAUACAAGUUUGAAGCUGAAGGUGUCAAAACUGAAGCAUCUAUUUUGGUUGAAGAUCCUCCAAAUGUUGACAAGGCUCUUCUGGAAAAGCUGAUGAAGGAGCCUGUGAUAGUCAAGGCAGGGCAGAAUGCCAUGGUCAAAAUCCCAUUUGAGGGCCGGAAGCCAGUCAGAGCAACAUGGUUAAGGGACGGGGAUGAGCUCCUGAAUGAUGCCAGGAUCCAUAUCGACAAGGCGGACAACUUCACCCGGCUUUCGAUCUCCAGCACCAACAGGAGAGACUGUGGGGAUUACAAAGUGAAGCUGAAGAAUGAGAAUGGAACCCUAGAGGCCAGCCUAAAGCUGGAGGUGAUAGACAAGCCACAGAAACCCAUCGGACCCAUAGAGGUGGUGGAUAGUUCCACAACUGGCAUAACCAUUCGAUGGAAGCCCCCAAAGGAUGAUGGGGGCACACCAGUGCAGAAUUACAUCAUAGAGAAGCAGCAGGUGGGCAGAAAAACCUGGGUAACAUUGGGAGAAACCAGCAGAAACAACAGCACUUUCACGACCAACAAAGUGAGGCAAGACAAAAGCUAUCGCUUCAGGGUGCGAGCAGUGAACGCUGAGGGAAAGAGCAAGGCACUGGAAUCAGAUGAGGUGAUGGCUGCAACCAAAGCUUUCCCUGGCCCUCCUGCACCUCCUCAGAUUGUCAAUGCCAACAAAGAGUCCAUAACGCUCUCCUGGAAAGCACCUCCCAAAACGGGCAAUUCCAGAAUCCUGGGGUAUAUUGUUGAGAAACGCAAGAAAGGCAGCAACAUCUGGACACCUAUCAUUGACCUGCCAAUAACCGACAGGAAGUGGAUGGUGACAGAUCUGAAGGAGGGACUGCAGUAUGAAUUUCGCGUGGCUGCUGUCAAUGCCACAGGGGUGGGCGAGGCCAGUGCACCAUCAGAUGCUGUCUUUGCUCGAGAUCCCAUGAAGCCUCCUGGUAGAGUGAGGGACCUUAAGGUGACCAAUACUGACUACACCAGCAUCACUCUGGCAUGGAUGAAACCUGAUUCAAAGGAAGGGGGGUCUGCCAAGGGCUACAAGGUGGAGAAGCGAUCCUCUGACAGCCUCAAGUGGACCCAUUGUAACACUGUCCCCAUAGGCUUGACAACCUGUACAGUUAAAGGUCUGCAAGCCAGAGAGAUGUACUUCCUCCGCGUGAGGGCCAUCAAUGAGGGAGGCCUAGGGGAAGCCCUAGCACUGGACACUUGCAUCCAAGCUGCGCCUCCCAUUGUUAAUCCCAAGUUCCUAAGAGAUGACACUAUGAAAAACUUUAUGAUUAUAAAAGCGGGAAGUUGUAUCCGGGUGCACAUGCCCUUUGAAGCAUCCCCAACUCCAGAAGUGAUUUGGCUAAAAGAUGGGCUUCCUCUACCCAGCAGGGCCAUAGUGAGCACCAGAGAUGGCCUCAGCCAACUCUUGAUUCCAUCAGCUGAGUUUUCUGACGCUGGGCUCUAUACCAUCAUACUUCAAAAUAAGUGGGAGAAAAAAGAAUCCUUCAGCUUCCAAGUCCAAGUCGCAGAUAUCCCACAGUCCCCCGGUCCUAUUCUUCUGCAAGAGAAAAUCCUUAAUACAGUGACAGUGAUCUGGGAGCCCUCGCCGACAGAGAAGUGGGAAAGUAACCUGUACUAUGUGGUUAUGAAACGUGACUCCAACAAGGGCUCAUGGCAAGUGGUGGGUGACCUGAUCUACACCAACAAGUUUACCAUCACCAAACUUAUCCCUGGCCGGGGGUAUUACUUUAGGGUUGUGGCCAAAAAUUACAUGGGAACCAGUGAUCCAUCUGAAACGGUGCAGCCCUGGAUUAUGCAAAAGGAAAAGGAUGAGUUUAAAGUCAGACUACCCAAGUACAGGAGGGUGAAUCAAAAUAUGCCCCCAAGAUUCCUCGUCCAAUUGAAGCCCCAUGUGGUGACCACAGCAUUUGAUUGUCACAUGAGCUGUGCAGUGAGUGGCUACCCAAAACCUAAGAUCACCUGGUACAAGGAUAGCAGGAAUCUCUCAGAAGACCCCACCUUCUUCAGCACAAAUGACUUUGGUGUCUGUUGCCUGGUGAUCCCAGGUGUCACGAAGAGAGAUGAAGGAGAAUACAAGGUGGAAGCCACCAAUGGAUUGGGCCAUGCGGUCAGCAAAGCCAUGCUUAUCAUAAAAGAUCCCUCCUUCUAAUGUGAUCUGCCUGAGGACAGCUCUGCACAGCCGUCCGAAUGACAACGCUUUUAUGUAGAACUGACACAGUACCCAAAAGCUACAAAUCUAGUUUUAUAACCAGCUGACAGUCUCAGGUUGUCUCUUGUUUUCUGACCCGUUGGCUGUAUCUUGAGCAUUGUGCUGCAUGUGUGUGGGAGAAAACAAAAGCUUUUAGAACUGCAAAAUCUUUUCAGAAUGGACAUAUGAUUCUGUACAACAGCCCUCCAAAGGGGGGAAAGAUGGCCUUCCAAAGCAAGGAGAAACUUAAAGGACACAGAAGGUGACUGUGGAGGGAGAACUGUAGGUAGGUAGAGUUGGCCAUGAGUGAACUUUCCAUGGACACCACAGGCAUGAGACAUCAUCCUGCAAUGCCAAGAGGCUAAUUCCACCUACUCAUGAACCGUGGCUGAGAAAUCUCUUGGAAGCAGAAACUUUGCUGGAGAAGCUCGUUGAAGCCGACAGGCUUGGAUCAGAUUUCUGAUUGCCUGUCUCACAUGGUUUGGCAUUGUUCUGUUCCCUUUGUUUUAAAAUCUCCGAAGAACUGGGGAGCAUGACUUUAAAGGUUGUGGUGGGGAGAAAAGGUGGCAUGUUCCUGGAUCCUCAGAGGAAGGGCUUCCUGGCUGGUGGGAGUUGCCCAGUGAGUUCUGUUCCUCCCUGAGGGGGUCACAUUGGUCCCACAUUUGGCCUCUGGAGGGUUGAGGUAUGAGAAAGAAGGCUGGAGGAGAUCAGCAGAUGCUUUCGAUGCAAAGCAGCAAGGCUGGGACAGAUUUCAAAUUAGAUUAACCCCAGUCAUCCCCUCCAGCAUGGAAAAGAAGUCGUUUAAACCAGGAGAAAUAUUGAGAUUUUAAUGCAAUCCUUUGCCUCCUGACAAACAUCUAAGAUGUAGAUAGGUAUUUGUUUUUAGCCUGUUGUGUAACAAGCUACACCAGGCUUCCAAAAGUCCCCAUUCAGUUAACAGCAGUUCUGCAUUUAUCUCAUUGUCAAUAGAAGUUAUGUGUAUUAUGCUCUUUACCCUCCAGGCCGAAAACAAUAUAUGUCUAUAUAAAAACAAAACAGCCACAAAGUUGGCAGUCUCUCCAGGGAUGGUAUGUCAGCAUUAAGGUGCACUGGCAGAGGUAAGUGGGAGACCAAGACUGGAGUAGCAAGGAUCAAGGUACAUGGGUAGAGCCGUGCUGCACUUCUCUGCACUAUGCUCCUGUCCUCAGUGCUACUACCCAGGAUGUAAUAUAUUUACUCCAACAAAUUAAUGCUGAAAAUAUAAUUUCUCCCUGGCUCCCACCAUCUCUACACU